AUGCUCGAGGCCGAGCUCCGCAAGUGGGCCUGUCUGACGAAGGACGAUCGCAUCCGUGUCGUCUACAACGAGAUCACCAGCACCACCGAGACCCCGAUCUGCAUCCCGGACUACCAACCCGGCCAGCUAAACUUUGUCCGUUGCGACUACAAGUGCCGUGAAGUGUUGCUGGAGGAGCAGCGUGAAGCCGCCAAAGCUGGCCCUGGCUUCUCCGUCUUCGAGGGCUCCGGUGCCACCAUCCGCAAACCGAGAUAC
Molecule: messenger RNA, 255 nt
Organism: Mesorhabditis spiculigera
Lineage: Eukaryota; Metazoa; Nematoda; Chromadorea; Rhabditida; Rhabditidae
Source: the annotation of a GenBank genome assembly